Molecule: messenger RNA, 3798 nt
Organism: Oncorhynchus tshawytscha (Chinook salmon)
Lineage: Eukaryota; Metazoa; Chordata; Actinopteri; Salmoniformes; Salmonidae
Product: solute carrier family 22 member 23-like
Exons: 7
Coding region: 31-1236 (401 amino acids)
Biological process (GO): transmembrane transport
Cellular component (GO): membrane
Molecular function (GO): transmembrane transporter activity
Source: RefSeq, a predicted model, not a curated record
GAGUUGUGCCUGCCAGGCUGGCGUUUCUCCAUGACCAUGGUGGCCAGUUUCCUCAUGGUGGGCGGGCAGCUGGUGAUGCCCGGGGUGGCGGCUCUGUGUCGUGAUUGGCCCGCCCGGGAUGAUUGGCAGGUCCUGCAGAUUUUCAUAAUCUGCCCCUUUGUCCUCAUGCUGCCCUACAUCUGGAUCUUCCCUGAGUCCCUGCGUUGGCUCCUGGCCACCCAGCACUACCACCGCUCUAAAGCUAUGAUGCUCUGCAUCGCCAGGAAGAACCAGGUCGACAUGACAACCGAGCACAGUGGCGUUCUAACAGAGCUGGAGCAUGAGCUGCAUAAGAAGCCAAAGAGGACCUGCAUCGUCAAGAUGACCAGCACCAGAAACCUGUGGAAGAACAUCGUCGUGCUCUGUGUCAACUCGUUGACUGGGUACGGUAUCCACCACUGUUUUGCCCGCAGUAUGAUGGACCCGGAGGCUCCUGUGUCGGCCAUGUUUCACGCUGACUACUACACUAUGGCUGGCAUCGCCGUAGCGACGUGCCUGGCGCUGUGUCCGGCCGUGGCAUUCAUGGGUCGUCGGGGCGGACUGCUCACCUUCAUGAUCAUCACCGCCCUGGCAUCACUGUUGCAGUUGGGUCUGCUCAACUUGAUUGGCAAGUACAGCCUUCGCCAUGACACAGUUCUGAGGGACACGCUAAACAGGAAGUUCUCUGUGGCAUUCUCCAUCAUUGGAAUGUUCUCCUCUCAUGCCGUCAGCACCCUCAGCAUCUUCUUCUGCGCUGAGAUCACUCCCACCGUCAUCAGGGGUGGUGGUCUGGGCCUGGUCCUGGCCAGUGCUGGCUUCGGCAUGCUGACAGCCCCCAUCAUGGAGCUCCACAACCAGAAGGGCUACUUCCUGCAUCACAUGAUCUUCGCUGCCUGCACCCUGCUGUGCAUCAUCUGUCUCCUACUGCUGCCCGAGCCGCGCAACCAGCCCCUGCCAGAGAGCCUCGCGGAUGGGGAGAGCUACACUCGCCAGCCCCUCCUCACCCACCGGCCUGGAGAGCAGCACCUCCUUCUCACCAAGCCUGGGGAUAGGGACUUAUACUCCCGGGUCCACGACACGCCGCGGCAUCUUACGGCCACCGGGGGCGGCACAACAGCAGCGGCUACUGCUCAUGCAGCAGUGCCGACAUUGUAUGUUACCGGAGGGGGGGUGAUCAGUAAUAUUAUGGUGUCAAAUGGGGUGGGAGGGUCGUCGUAGCAGCAGACACACACUCCUCUCUGACACACACAGACAGAGGAUAGGACAAGACUGUGCUGUAGGGAUGGCAGGGACUGUCCCAAAUAAACUGUCCCACUCCUGGUCACUGUCAUGACUGACCUGGUCUGAUGUGAUCAUGCAGUCAGGAGAACAUGGAAUAAUUCCGCUUGUCAGAUUCUUCCAUGAGGAACUCUUUAAUUUGAAAACAUUCCCAUUCUGGUGGGUUUAAUGAACAUAUUAUCCCUCUCAUUAGACUUAUGAUGCGAUCUCUCCACGUUGUGUUAGUCUGAAAGGGGAAAAUUGAGCUUCCCCAAUCAUGGACAUCCAAGAUUUGGACAAAAUAAAAAACGAAUUACUAUUCAGAUGCCCCAGGAGGGCAUCAAUGGUUGGAUUUAAAUGGGUCGUAAUGUAAUAUGGUGAUGGGUUAGCCUGUAGAGUAGUGAUUCUCUGUGUCCUGAAUGUCACCAUAUUCCCUAUAUAGUGUACUGCUUUUGACCAGGGCCUGCAUAGUGCACUACUCAUGACCCGAGGCCUAUCUAUAGGGAAUAGGGUACUAUUUUGGACACUCAAUAUGAUUUAGUAAGACUUUGAGGGCUUGCAAUAGAACAGGAUCUUGGAACAAAAUAUGGGAAAGUAUGUCUUUGCAAUUAACUGAAACUCAUUACAAUGACUUACAUGCAUUAGUGCCCAUAGGGUAGUUGUUGCCAAGGGUUGUCAGUGUGUAGAAUGAGCAGCAUGGUUCCAUGCUGAGGAGGGAUGUCAUGGUGUCUGUAAGUUAUCAGCAGAGUAGUGUACUCAAACCGCAUAGAGACAAAUGUAUAGAGCAGCAGAACAGACACUGUAUUCUAUAUUUCAUUUGAAACGUCAUGGCUUUCAACAGUGAUGUGUGCUCUAUGCAUUUAAUUUCCCUCUACUUAUUUUUUUUUUGCACUAAAAUUCAAAGUUAAAUCAAAUGUAAUAAAAUAUUUGUCAGCCAACUUGUUUUAGGUGAAACUGCUGCGCUCUAAAUUGAAUAAAAGGGUAGGCCUAUAUACUGUUGCCUACCUGAUGGGUUUAUUUAUGAAUUUGUGCCUCCCACCCCCGUCAAAAGUCCAAGUUGGCACUUUAUGCUUAGUAUAGGAGUGGAAUCACUAUGAUGACUUUAGAAAACAGAGUAUUGCUUCCCCCAUGUAAUGUUGGUGAAUGAUGGUUGUCAACACAAUGCUAUGUGAGUGACAGUCGGAAACCUAAAAACUGUGAUGGAAAAGGAUUUGAACUUGACCUUUUCAUGGUGUUUUUAUUUCCGUAUUCUAUGGUGUUGAGUGGACAAUACUAGUUAGUUACUAGUAUGUGCAGAAUAUGUCCCAAAUAGCACCCUAUUUACUACAUAGUGCACUACUUGGUCAAAUGUAGUGCACUACAUAGGGAAUAGGGUACAAUUUGAGAUUGAGCCUGUUUCCACUAUGAAACAUAUGUUUCUGAAUGGCUUUAUCAUGAUGGUUCUUUUGUUUAAAAAUAAAAUUAAAAUGGGACAGGCUACUUUGAAAGAAUCGUUCAGUAAUUCAGUAUUUAUUUUUGUCAUGUUGCCAAGGGCAUUCUUGUUGCUUGAAAUACCUUUAAUUUACCUAAUUCUGACCUUUCCUGUCCCUGUUCUCAACACUGUGGUAAAUAAUGUUAGUAGUAUAUUGGUGUUUUUAGGACUUGUUUCAACCCGUCUCUUUAGCACGGUUAAAUAAUGGCUGGCCAUGCCACGAAGCACAAUGUCUAUCAGGGUUUUGAAAUGGUUAGUGUCUAGUUUAUUAGGUUAGUACAAUAGUGUGAUCUAGUUCGAACAGCUGUGACUUACAGGGUAUGUUUGUAUUCAAACUCUACUCUAACAUACAAAUUAUUAAUACACACCGUACAUUGGCGACCUCAGGUGAUUUUAUUUGGCUCCCCAAGUUUUCUGAAAAGACCGUAGAAACACCAGCAAAUCAGCUCCAACUGAUUUUAAUUUUAGAAGUCUGUUCCAAAGUAUUCCCACGCAUAAGAGAUAUGUGACCGUAUACAAAUGUAAACAAGGUUUGAAAUGAUUUGUUUUUGUCAAAUAUAUCUAUUUGGGCUUCUUUCAGUCAAUUUGCAGUCUACAAAUUAUUUUUAAGUAUGACCUGGCCCCCUGACCAUCCACUCAACCAAAAUAAAUCAGCCGCUGCUGAAUCUAGUUAAUGAUCCCUGAUGUAUGGACUAUCAUAUCUCAUGUACUAGGCACAUCAAUUAUUUUCAUAGGACAAUGUCACACAAUGUACAUAGAGGACCUUAAAGGCCAAGUAUACUCUAUACAUUUCUACCAUGAACCAUAGUUGAUACAAAUGGCACAUAUUUUGACGGUGGACACCUUGUAUUGUUUAUUUGGUAGUUUGUAAAUGUUUAUCAAUGAAAUAUUGUGGUAAAAUAAAUGAAAUUCCAUGAGUGAUUGUCAACCACUAAUAUUUUCUAAAUGUUUUUUUUAUAUGAUGCACUUGUACAUAUUAAAACCAUAAAUGUUGUUUUGAUAAUAAACCACUUAAUGUAUUGUUUGUCAAUAAAUGAACACUAUCGAGGUGA